This is a messenger RNA of Portunus trituberculatus (swimming crab), 1614 nucleotides long. Its product is annotated as protein masquerade-like. Bases 435 to 1376 code for a protein of 313 amino acids. NCBI's taxonomy places the organism in Eukaryota, Metazoa, Arthropoda, Malacostraca, Decapoda, Portunidae. The transcript has 6 exons. Gene Ontology annotation, molecular function: serine-type endopeptidase activity. The record is from RefSeq and is a predicted model, not a curated record. Gene Ontology annotation, biological process: proteolysis.
UGUAAAAGGAGCCUCCCCAGAUUAUCAUCACCAUUGAGCUUGCAGUGAUGUACCUAAGUAUAUAAUUAAGUGAUGAUUGAUAUUCCUUUCUCAUUCUUUUUUUAUUUAUGUUAUUAGAGUUGUGUCAGAUUUUCAUACAUGCCAUAUAACUAUAUGCACGUUCUUCCACUAUCUGACUUAAUUAUGAUACAGUUCCAAUAGCAUUGAUAACUGGUUCAUCAAAUAAUAGCAAUCACCUACUUUUUUUUAAGACAGAAACCACAGAAAGCUACCAUGAGAUACCUACCACUGCUGUUACACCACUUCCUUUAAUAGUUCUUUCAAAAGAAGAUCCACAGACCUCUGGUACCGUCUUGGUAACCAAGGAUUACUCGUCAAAUGCUACCUCUUUACUGCCGACCACUCAGAAUCCUUUAGAAAUUUCAAAAACGACCAUGGAAAAUAUAGAGGACCAACAUGAGAGUCACCAAAAUGAAGACCAGACAGACUAUGGUGAUGAGCUCAUUUUACAGCCAGUCAAUCAGAAUAUCUGUGGAUUCAAGGGACCCAGUAUGCCUGAACCAAGUGGAUCUAGUCAUAUUCUGGGAGGGAUGACGGCCUCCACGUUGGAGUGGUGCUGGAUAACAGCUCUCAUGGAACGCCAUCCUGGGGGCAAUAAAUAUAUCUGCAGUGGUGCCCUGAUUGAACCUGAUCUGGUGCUCACAACUGCUACAUGCCUCAGAAGGUUAGGUCACAACGACCUUUCAAACUACAUCGUCGUUUUAGGUGACAGCGAUCUCAAGGAUGACUUGCCAUAUGGGAUACAGUUCCACUCCAUCAUCCAGGCAGUGGUACAUCCUCAUUACUAUGCAUCCGGAGGAGCACACGUCAAUGAUAUAGGGCUGCUAAAGUUGAGGAACCAAGCCACGCUGACGGACAACGUGUGUUUGAUGUGUAUUCCACAUCAGGAUGUAUCUGUACCAGCCUCACAAUGUGUCGUGGUGGGAUAUGGAGUUCGUGCUUUUCCUGAUUCUACCCACAACAGUGCCUACCAUCAAACACAGACCGUGAUGCACAACUAUGGAGCAGAGGUAGUUGGUGGAAAACCCUCAGAGGGCGUGUUGAGGAAGCUCUCAGUGCCACUGCUUGGAGCUGAGGAGUGCCGCAACCUAUUGCAUAAUGUAACUGGUUCCAAGAUCCUUGCAGAGUCGGACUCCUUCCUCUGUGGAGGAAUCGGUAAUGGUGCUGCCUGCUAUAGUACUGUGGAUGGAGGUUCACCGUUGGGUUGUGAGGUGGGUGGCCGAUGGUUCCUGACGGGUCUGGUGUCAUGGUCACGAGAUUGCUCCUCAUCCGGUCCAGCUGGCAUUUACUCACGAACCUCUGCUUUCACUGGUUAGGUGCAAGCAGCUUACCUGCAUUCCUUAGGGUUUGCAACGAGCACCAUGCAAACACGCCGUACCCUCGGGAUUUAUCACCAUCUGGACAAGAUCAACAAGGAAUUUGCAUGAAGUGUUGUCAGUCUGGAAUGAUCCUCUACUGACCAACUGAAUGAUCAACUUACUAUCUAACUGAAUCAAUAGAAUGAUUGAAUUAAUAAGAUUUAAUUAAAACAUGAAAGCAGUGAUUUCCCAAUCA